UGCGGAUGGAGGAAGGAGGGGCGCAGGUAGGAAAAGACCAACAGGAACAUCAAGUGCGGCUAAGUGCAGACCAAACAAGCAAGGUGUUUCAAGGGGAGGCAGGGGGCGGAACAGCGCAAAACAGACAUUUUAGACGACAUUCCCAAACUCCAGUGGCUGACUCGCAUCUGUCCCCCUGCCCCGGCCAUCUGUCGCCGGCCGCCAACAGCCUCGUCCAGGGCAGCUGGAUCCUUUUUGUCUUACUUUGAUGGAGCGGCCACAAGAGCGCAUCUCGCACCAGAGGAGGGCGAAGAAGGGAGUCUGGGAAAUUAAGACGAGGGUCACCCUGCACAAUCUGUGAUAGAUGGGACUCACAGUGCGGACAGGUGUCUCGGCCGAAAUAUGGAGUACAUCUGUGUCUCUAUGUACUGGGCAGUGACGGGCAAGGACAAGGCUGAGGAGUUUGUUUUGCGCUGAUAUAUAACAUGGUGUAAGUUUCUGGCAGCUUCCGGAGCUUUUCUGAAGUGUCAAUCUCCAGCCAAGCGAGGAAUUAUCUGUUCCCCAGAGGUGAGCAGCUGCUGAAGACCUUAAAAAAGCAACGGCUUUACACACAAAUAUGCACACUGACAGGUUUUUCCUCAAAGCAUUCUGGGACAUCUUACCUGAACACCUGAGAUAGCUGUCUCGACUUUAAUUCUCAACGGGAACAUUUAGCCGAAAGCUUAAGUGCGACUACAGACAGCAACAAUUUGGUCAUUUGUUUCCUUUUUCCUUCUACUCCUCCUCCGGCACCUGUUCACUUUGAUCUCCCUCCAUCACUCCAUCCAUCCUCCUCCUCCUGCUCCUACUCUUCUUCUUCCCUCCCCUCUUUUUCACCAGCGAGUGAUAAUGUGACCUUCUGCCAAAGUGCUGGAAACCAUGCUACCGACGCAGCGGGCUCCUCUGUUGCUGCCACUGAAAUAGACUCAAACAAGUGCAGGGGAAGAGGAAGGGAGGAGGGAGAGGACGAAGGAGGGGAGGAAGAGAAGAAGAGGGCCAAAGGGGAGAGAAAGAAGGAUGAGAAAAAGACAGGAGAGGAGGAGGUAAAAAAAAAAAAAAGGGGAGAAAACGGGAACAGGACAGCUGAAGCAGCAGACACGGGAUGAGUGGUGACGAGCCAGGGCUGGAUGUGGAUUGCCGACACAGGCAGUAGGUGACUGAGAUGGGCGUUCGUCUAGGCUGCUUGAGCGACUCCCCGUGGUGGCCGCCGCCGCUGCUGCUGCUGCUGUUCUUCACCGUGCCCUUCUGCUCAGGCCGGCCUUUCGGAGUUCCCACUCCUGCUGUGAACGUGGCGGUGGUGUUCAGUGGCUCGGCCUACCAGACGGAAAUUAAAGGGCGGUUGAGCCGGGAAAACUUUAUGGACCUGCCUCUUGAAGUGAACCCCAUCACUGUGCUGGUCAACAACACAAACCCACGGGCACUGCUAACCCGCAUCUGUGACACCCUCUCCACCAACCGCGUCCAUGGAGUGGUGUUCGAGGACAACGUUGGCUCUGAGGCCGUGGCCCAGAUCUUGGAUUUCAUUUCCACUCAGACGGCAGUCCCAAUCGUGGGCAUCAGUGGAGGCUCUGCUGUUGUCCUGCCUUACAAGGCACGCGGACCGGAGGCUCGGUGCCGCGCCUCCGCAGAAGGCUGGGGGAUGUCUCGCCUUGCCCGCAUCGAUCUUCACAACCACCAGGGAAGACAAUGCACACCUGCGGNAAGCAGGGGUGGGGAACCUCCGGCCCCCGGGCCGUAUAUGGACCGCUAG
This is a messenger RNA of Notothenia coriiceps (black rockcod), 1768 nucleotides long. Its product is annotated as glutamate receptor ionotropic, NMDA 2C-like. NCBI's taxonomy places the organism in Eukaryota, Metazoa, Chordata, Actinopteri, Perciformes, Nototheniidae. Bases 1181 to 1768 code for a protein of 195 amino acids. The record is from RefSeq and is a predicted model, not a curated record. The transcript has 3 exons.